Messenger RNA from Porites lobata, 336 nucleotides. The record is from the annotation of a GenBank genome assembly. NCBI's taxonomy places the organism in Eukaryota, Metazoa, Cnidaria, Anthozoa, Scleractinia, Poritidae.
AUGGCGGAUAUCACCACGUUGCAAGAAAUACGCAAUUACAUUCCAGACCUAACAAAAUAUAUCUUUUGUCAAGCAAGACAACAUAUUUUAGUUUCUGGGCGAGGAGCUCCUGUAGUUGCAAAACAAAGCCCGAGAUGGAGAAUCGAUCUUAACCAGUUGGAUCACUUCUUGGAUUUUAUUACCAGUCCCUACAUCAUGCAGGAUUUACCAUUCGGUGAACGGUUUCUGAAAUUGUCGACUGGGGAAGUAGUGCAGACACCGAAUGUUAUCAGAGUAUCGGUCAGCGGACACAUCAUUGACACCAAUACGUACAGUAUUGCAACGAAACAGAGGUGA